AUGUUCGCCCUACGAGGAAUCGGCAAGCUUAUCUUUGGCUCAAGCGCACAAGAGACCUUGAUCGAGCUUCCCCAAGGCCAGCUCUACCUCGUUCGACCUCUAUCGCCCAAGGGCUACUCCGAACUCAUCUUUCGAGAUUCAGCCAUUCGCAUCCGUCGCACCAACCAAGAAUUCCAAUACCAACUCGUUGUACAGCGUGUCUUUGAGGAGGGUGAAGCUGAACUUCUUGCUGAGGAGGAAGGUGAAGACGCAGAGAUCGACGCCCUUGCAUCCGAGAAAGACGAGAAGACUUUCCUUCUAGACGAAGCUCUAUCCUUCCGUUUCGAGAUUCGAGAGACUGGUGAUAAGGUUCUUGCCUGGAAGGACCUCAGCGGCGAUACCGGUGAUCUCUUCCAGUUUGUUUGCGACUCAUCUGUGACCUCUGCGCAAGUUCAGCAGUUCGUCCGAGUCGCUCAAGAGUGUCAAUACGAACGCAAGUACCGCAAAGCAAGCUCUACUGCUACAGAGGCCGACCUCGAGCAAUUCGAAUUUGAGGAGGAGGACCCUAUUCCACCCGCAAGCCCCCUUCACAGUCCCACACUUGCUCGAUCUAUCGAGUCUGUCGACGAUAUGUUGUCUAAGACCACCGCCAAUUCUGCUGCAAAGCGUGCCCCGGAGGUCGCUCCGGAAGUUGUUCCUGAACAGGAGAUCGAGCCACAGGUCUUGACCGGACCCGAUGCAAACAACCCCCCUGAGGCUUUAGAGAUCUAUGCUGCUGUCACUGCAGAGCUUCAUGUGUUUGAUCCCCAGCCUGGGCAUUUCGCUCUUGUCGAUGAUUCUGUUAUUGCUCAGGUCUCGGAAAUUGGAAAGUGGCAGUAUUGGCUCCAGAUCGAGUCCAGCGCCAAGGCGUACCUGGGUACUCCUGUUGUCGCCGACUUCAACCCUGUAUUUGAUUUCGAAUACCUCUCGUUUGUUUUCAACCACUUCAGCAACGAUGGAACCGCACGAUCCUGGCUGCUCCGGUUCAAGGACCAGCCCACACUUGAGAAGUUCCAGGAAGCUAUCAUGCAAGCUAUCUGGGAGAAGCUCAACGAGACCAAGUGGCAAAAGAUGCAAGAUAAGGAGCGCGAAUACGUUCUCGAUGCCUUUGGCGACCUGACAAUGGAAGACGCCCCUGAAACCGAGGAAGAAGAAGAGGAGGAAGAGGAGGAAGAGGAGGAGGAGGAACUCGAAGACGACCGUGCCCGAGACGAACAAUACGACAGCGAUGAAGAAAACGACAGCAGCUUCCCCAAGAAUGCUGACGGCGAGGUCAACUCCCAACUGGCAGUUGGUUACAAGCACGACCGCUCGUUUGUUGUGCGCGGCUCUAAGAUUGGUGUUUUCAAGCACACGCCUAACAAUCACCUUGAAUUUUCUACCAACAUUUCGAAGGUCACCACUCCAUCAGGUAAACUGAUGAAUCCCAAGAAGGUCAUGUUGCACAGCGAAGAUCGCGAUCUCAUUUUGCAAAACGAGAUUGACCCCAACAAGCUUUACCGCAUGGAUUUGGAAUAUGGAAAGGUCGUCGACGAGUGGAACGUCCAUGACGAUAUUCCUGUCGUUACAUUCGCACCCGAGAACAAGUUUGCACAAAUGACGUCUGAGCAGACCUUCCUGGGUGUCUCAAACAACGCCCUGUACCGCGUUGAUCCUCGACUGUCAGGAAACAAACUUGUAGAUGCAGAGAUGAAACAGUACGCAUCCAAGAAUGACUUCUCAGCCCUUGCGACAACCGAAAAGGGCUACAUUGCUGUCGCUAGCAACAAGGGAGAUAUCCGACUCUUUGAUCGUCUUGGCAUUCGAGCUAAGACCCAACUUCCUGCUCUGGGUGACCCGAUUACCGGCAUUGACGUCUCUGCUGACGGCCGAUGGAUUCUGGGCACCACUAAGAACUACAUUCUCCUUGUUGAUGCUCAGCAAAAAUCUGGCAAGAACGAAGGCAAGCUCGGAUUCGAGAAGGCGUUCGCGGCCACGGAUAAGCCUCAUCCUCGACGACUUGCACUGACCCCUGAGCACGUUGCUCAGUUUUACCAUGAAACUGGCAAGCCCGUUGACUUCACUCCUGCGAAGUUUAACACUGGUGAAGGCGCUGAAGAAACAAGUAUCAUCACCGCCACAGGUCCUUAUAUCAUUGAAUGGAACUUGAAGCGAAUCCUCCGCGGCAUGAAGGCUGCGUACAAGAUCAAGCGUUACGAGGAGGAAGUCAAGGCUGAUGACUUCAAAUUCGGCUCAGACAAGAAUGUCAUCGUCGCAUUGCCUAACGAAGUUAACAUGGUCGCGAAGCAGAGUCUCAAGAAGCCAACCCGUGAGAGCAUCAUUGGUAAUAUCCGACUAGGCGAUUCGCGCAGGGGUUCAUCGCGUAUUGGAAAUCAUGAUAGUGGCAGAUACAAGUUGGGUAAAGACGAUAUUGUCAACGCACCCUAUUAA
Messenger RNA from Fusarium coffeatum, 2448 nucleotides. RefSeq lists its product as uncharacterized. The coding region runs from base 1 to 2448 and encodes 815 amino acids. Gene Ontology annotation, cellular component: cytoplasm; nucleus. The transcript is spliced from 2 exons. NCBI's taxonomy places the organism in Eukaryota, Fungi, Ascomycota, Sordariomycetes, Hypocreales, Nectriaceae. The record is from RefSeq and is a predicted model, not a curated record. Gene Ontology annotation, molecular function: protein binding.